UAGAGCCCUAUAACUGGAAGAGGGCCCCAAGCCCGGGUCCUACUCAGCCCAGGAGAGGAUCUCUCUGACUAACACAGAGGAAGGCCCAGCUGACCAGCCCAGGCCAAGUCAGACCGAUCACCAGCUGUGCUGUGAAGAUGAAGCUCCUGUGGACCUUAUGGGCAUUGGCAGCCCUCUUGACUGGCUGCCGGGGGGAAGAUGCCAAGACUUCUUCAGAGGAGCAAGUUACAGAACCAGAACUCUGGAACUCGGAGCCAGCUCAGGCCUGGGAGAUAGCCAUGGGCCGCUUCCGGGGCUACCUGGACCGGCUGCAAACCCGGGUUGAGGACCUGCAGAGUGAGGUGCAGAGUUUCCAAAUAGUCAAGGACCUGAGGGGUCUUAUGACAGACACUCUGACAGAGCUGAAUGCUUACAAGGCUGAGUUGGACCAGGAGCUGACCCCCGUGACUGAAGAGACCCGGAAUAAGCUGACCAAGGAGCUCACAGCAGCCCAGGCCCGCCUCAGGGCUGACAUGGAAGAUGUGGGGUCCCGCCUUGCCCAGUACCACCGAGAGUUCCAUACGGUGGUCAACCAUAACAUAGAUGAGGUCAGAAACCGGAUAUCCGCCUACCUGAGGAAGAUGAAGAAGCGCAUUGGACGUGACUACGAGGAGCUCCAGACCCGCAUGGACACGUACCAGGCUGGCGCCAAGGAAGGCGUGGAGAGAGGGCUCGGCUCCCUGAAGCACCUGGCCCCCCUGCUGGAGCGAGUCCAAGAGCAGAACAAGAAAAGGAUGGCCAGCCUGGGCACCCUGGCAGGGGAGCAUCUGCAGAGCCACCUGGACCAGGUGCGCAGCCGAAUGGAGGAGGUCAAGACCAAGGUGGACGAGCAGUCGGCCCAGCUGCAGGCUCAACUUCAGGGCUUUCACGACCGCCUGAAGGCCUGGUUCCAGCCCCUGACCACCGACCUGCAACGCCAGUGGACGUUGCUGGUGGACAAGGUUCAGGAAGCCAUCAAUCCCAAUGGGAAGCUAGGAGACGCACCCGAUACUCCCCUCAGUGACAACUGAAAGCUCCCUAGAGCCCUCCAUGGGUUCCCCGUAGUUCACCCUGUCUCCUGCCUGGGAGGCCUCCUGUCCUCAUCCACCAGUGGACCCUCCCCUGUCCUCCCCUCAACCUCCAGCAGAUGAGGAUGCUCCAGUCCCCCCCCUCACCUCCGCAGGGCAGGCCAGUGCGCUCCAGGGCUCUGGCCCUCAGCCCCUCUACUACCCUUGGGAGAUGGGGUCAGGUGGGGGGGCUACAUGUAGUCUAAGCUCAGGCCAACAAUAAAGUGAAAGCUUGCUUGUGUGCAA
Molecule: messenger RNA, 1331 nt
Organism: Phascolarctos cinereus (koala)
Lineage: Eukaryota; Metazoa; Chordata; Mammalia; Diprotodontia; Phascolarctidae
Source: RefSeq, a predicted model, not a curated record